Messenger RNA from Vigna radiata var. radiata (mung bean), 712 nucleotides. RefSeq lists its product as uncharacterized. Bases 9 to 530 code for a protein of 173 amino acids. The transcript has a single exon. The record is from RefSeq and is a predicted model, not a curated record. Lineage: Eukaryota; Viridiplantae; Streptophyta; Magnoliopsida; Fabales; Fabaceae.
AAAAAGAAAUGGUUACUGUUCCAGGCACAGGGAAGAACUGGCUAAGAUACUUUCAGUAUGAAGAAAGAAGAGACACAGCAACCGACACAAGAAACAUUCUUCUAAUCGUGUUUACUUUGGUUGCUGCAGUGACAUUUCAGGCUGCAGUGAAUCCUCCCGGUGGAGUUUGGGAACAAACUGAGGGUGAUAAAAAAGCAGGAGAGGCAAUAUAUGCUUUGGAUAAAAAAGCUUACUAUGUUUUCCUCAUCUUCAAUACUUUGGCCUUUUCUAAUUCCAUGUUCAUCAUUCUGUCACUGACACAUAAGUUUCCUUUCCAUUUGGAGAUAUGGGCAGCCACUGUUUCGAUGUCUGUGAGUUAUGGAUCAGCCAUUUUUGCAGUCUCUCCAAAGGAUGCUAUCCAUUUACGCUAUGUCCUUAUCGCUGCUGCUGGGCCCUUUGCCCUUAGAUUUUUGGUUCUUAUGUUCAACUUGUUCUUAAGGAAGCAUUUGGUGAAGGAGACACACACUACACCAAACUCUGUGCAACUCUAGCAAGGACUUCAUUGUUUUUUCUAUAGUUUGGAAUGGAUUUUCGAUGAAAUACUCCAAAACUGUUAGCAUUCACAAUGGAUAAUUAUUUCAGCACUCUUCUAUUUCAGUAUAAAUAGUUUAUUGUACAAAACUAGGUCUGAGAUAGUUGAAAAUUUCUAUUUUUAUGUACUAGAAGAAUUCCA